This is a messenger RNA of Centruroides sculpturatus (bark scorpion), 1831 nucleotides long. Its product is annotated as potassium voltage-gated channel subfamily KQT member 1-like. The transcript is spliced from 16 exons. Gene Ontology annotation, cellular component: membrane. Gene Ontology annotation, molecular function: voltage-gated potassium channel activity. Lineage: Eukaryota; Metazoa; Arthropoda; Arachnida; Scorpiones; Buthidae. Gene Ontology annotation, biological process: transmembrane transport; potassium ion transport. The coding region runs from base 1 to 1596 and encodes 531 amino acids. The record is from RefSeq and is a predicted model, not a curated record.
AUGGAUUUCAGCAGGUUUUUAGUGGUGCUUAUAUGCCUUAUUUUUAGUGUUUUGUCAACUAUUGAACAGUAUACAGAUUUUGCAAUUGAAAUGUUAUUUUGGAUGGAAACAGUAUUAGUAGUAUUUUUUGGAGUAGAAUAUAUUGUUCGAUUAUGGUCAGCUGGAUGCCGAAGCAAAUAUAUGGGAUUUUGGGGACGUCUUCGGUUUGCUAGAAAACCUAUUUCAAUUAUAGACUUAAUCGUUGUUGUGGCAUCUAUUGUUGUCUUGGCUGUGGGAUCUAAUGGCCAAGUAUUUGCUACAUCAGCAAUCAGGGGAAUUCGUUUUCUACAAAUUUUACGAAUGCUUCAUGUUGAUAGACAAGGUGGCACUUGGAGAUUACUGGGAUCAGUUGUAUUUGUUCAUAGGCAGGAAUUAAUAACGACAUUAUAUAUUGGCUUUCUUGGACUCAUUUUUUCAUCAUAUUUCAUGUAUUUAGCAGAAAAGGAUGAAUUAGGACUGAAAGGAGACACAGAUUUUACUAGCUAUGCAGAUGCAUUAUGGUGGGGAGUGAUUACAGUUACUACCAUUGGCUAUGGUGAUACAGUGCCUAAAACAUGGAUGGGAAAAAUUGUUGCUUCUUGUUUCUCUGUAUUUGCCAUCUCUUUUUUUGCAUUGCCUGCAGGAAUUUUAGGUUCAGGAUUUGCCUUAAAAGUACAGCAGAAGCAGAGACAAAAGCAUUUCAAUAGGCAAAUUCCAGCUGCUGCAACAUUAGUUCAAGUAAGCAAAUACAUUUUAUCAAAAUCUAUUACAGUUACUACCAUUGGCUAUGGUGAUACAGUGCCUAAAACAUGGAUGGGAAAAAUUGUUGCUUCUUGUUUCUCUGUAUUUGCCAUCUCUUUUUUUGCAUUGCCUGCAGGAAUUUUAGGUUCAGGAUUUGCCUUAAAAGUACAGCAGAAGCAGAGACAAAAGCAUUUCAAUAGGCAAAUUCCAGCUGCUGCAACAUUAGUUCAAGUUGCAAAACGAGCCAGUGUUUUAAAAAGAAGGAAAUCUAAGAAUAAGUUUGAAUUAGGAAACAUUUUGUCUUCAGAUACAUCAGUGCAACAUGAAACAGAUGGAUCUGGCUGUGCCGAAGAAUCUAAGGGACUGACAUUAAGAGGAAAAAAAGAAGGUAAAUUAAACACUAAUCAGAGUAACACAACAGAUGUAAUUUCUGAUGAAAUAGAAAUUGAUAUAGAUGAUCCACCUCGAUUAACAAUAUUAACUGAAGCGCAUAGAAAUGCAAUUAGAGCAAUUAGAAAAAUCAAAUAUUUUGUAGCAAGAAGAAAAUUUCAGCAAGCAAGAAAGCCAUAUGAUGUUAGAGAUGUGAUAGAACAAUAUUCUCAAGGUCACUUGAAUAUGAUGGUUCGUAUUAAAGAAUUACAGAGAAGAUUAGAUUAUACUCUUGGAAAACCAGGUUCAUAUUUAGCAGAAAGAGGAAUGAAACCUAUGACAAUUGGAGCAAGAUUGCAUCGAAUGGAACAACAGAUGUCAGGAAUCGAGAAAAGAUUGGAGACAAUUGUAUCAGCACUUGGAAUAAUUGAGAAAAAUCAGAAACAACCACCUUCUUACAAUGCUUAAGGAAAUGCCAUAAAAUAGAUUCUCAGCAUUUUAAACUAAUUUGGGAAUUCAGGUUUAUAUUUUUGUCUACCAUUCUGCUUUUCCAUUACAAGCACUCGCUUCAUCUAUACAUUUCCAAAUGAGAAGAAAUGAUAAUUUAAAAACUAUGCACAAUUUUUAUAUUUGUUUAUACAUGUUCAAUUAUUUUAGCGUUAAAUAAUUUCAUUUGUAAUUGCUUGUAUUUCAUAAUUUUUAU